AUGGCAAUGGCAGUAGCUGAGAAUAAGCCUCAUGCAGUUUGUAUACCCUACCCAGCUCAAAGCCACAUAAAAGGAAUGAUGAAACUAGCAAAGCUCCUCCAUCACAGGGCGGGGAUUUUCCUCCCACCAUCCGAUCCCAACGCCACCCACGACGUAGCUGCUCUCUAUGGAUCCGUCAGAAGAAACUUCUUGACACCAUUUCGUAACCUCCUUGCCAAACUCAAUGACGACGAUAAUGCUACACCAGCUGUUACUUGUAUUGUCUCUGAUGGUGUAAUGCCAUUCUCCAUUAAAGUAGCUGAUGAACUCCGAAUCCCCGUUGCUAUGUUCUGGACUUUUGCUGCUUGUGGCUUCAUGGGUUUUUAUCAGUAUUAUGCUCUAUUGGACAAAGGUCUUACACCACUCAAAGAUGCAAGCUAUCUAACAAACGGGUACUUGGACACUGUAAUAGACUGGAUUCCGGGAAUGAAAGAUAUUCGUCUAAAGGACUUUCCAACAUUUUUACAAACUGCUGACCCAAAUAAUGAAAUAUUUAACUUAUGCAUGGAAUCAGCAGAGAGUGCUUCUCAAGCUUCUGCAAUUGGUUUGCAUACUUUCGAUGCAUUGGAGCAAGAUCUUUUGGAUACUCUCUCAUCUAUGUUUCCCCAUGUUUACACCAUUGGUCCUUUACAGUUACUUCUAAACCAACAAGUAUCACCAGAAUUGGAGUCUCUCGGAUACAAUUUGUGGAAAGAAGAAGCAGAGUGUCUCCAAUGGCUUGAUUCUAAAGAAUGUUUAUGUCAAUUUUGGGAGUAUCGUAGUCAUGUCACUACAACACUGGAUAGAAUUUGCUUGGGGACUUGCCAAUAG
This is a messenger RNA of Camellia sinensis, 849 nucleotides long. The record is from RefSeq and is a predicted model, not a curated record. NCBI's taxonomy places the organism in Eukaryota, Viridiplantae, Streptophyta, Magnoliopsida, Ericales, Theaceae.